This is a messenger RNA of Moesziomyces antarcticus, 1749 nucleotides long. RefSeq lists its product as uncharacterized. The record is from RefSeq and is a predicted model, not a curated record. Lineage: Eukaryota; Fungi; Basidiomycota; Ustilaginomycetes; Ustilaginales; Ustilaginaceae. The transcript has a single exon. Gene Ontology annotation, biological process: transcription by RNA polymerase III. Gene Ontology annotation, cellular component: RNA polymerase III complex. Bases 1 to 1749 code for a protein of 582 amino acids. Gene Ontology annotation, molecular function: DNA binding.
AUGUCGGACAAUCCGCAGCAGCCGUCCAAUACCCAGCCAGCCGGUCAGUCCGACAAUGCAGCUCCCGCUGAUGCGCGCGCACAGGCUGCCCCCGCACCACCGGCAGCACGACCCUUGCGAGGCAUGGCUUCGAUGCGAGGCGCAGCUUCGCUCCGUGGCGGCCUCGGUCGCGGCGCCUCCGUCUCUUCCAGCGCAUCGAUGGUGCCAUCCAGAUCUUCAUACGCCUCGCCUGCCCCUGGUGGUGCAGCGGGUUCCGCCGGACCAGGCUCGGGCGUCCGCAUGCAAUUCCGUCCAGUCAUGCCGCAGCGUCGUAAGGCAUCCGCAUCGCCAGCGCCAACAUCAUCGGCAGCUGCCGAAUCUUCCACAGCAUCGCCUCUCGCUACACCGGGCUCCACAGGCGGAUCAACGAGAGGCGGUGGCCGAGGUCGCGGCCGAGGUGGCGCACGACCGCCUCGUCAACCAACGCAGAUGACCGCAUCGGGACCCUUUGCUCUGGGACCAUCUGCCCGUCCCACCGGCAAGAAGGUCGCUCCCAUCGGGCCCGGUGGAUCGAGCCUCACUCCAGCACCAGGCUCCGACUCCCAGCGCAGCAGCACCACCCCUAAACCCGACCCCGACCGCGCCUCGUAUCGAAACCCAGACAAGCUCAAGGACGCCGAGCAGUACUCCGACCCGGAAGAUGGCGGCGUCGAGAUCGUCGACAUGGACGAAGUACACAUCCUGGACGAGCUCGCACCGCGUGCGUUGCCGCGAGUGGCCGAGAAGGCCAGCAAGAAGGACAAACAGAAGGCCGCCGAUGCGCGCCAAAAGAAGAUGGACAAUCGCCUCGCCAAGGACGAGCGCGACGCGGGCGCUGUUCGCGUCAAGUCCGAAGACGACGAAACCAUGCCGGAUCUGCAGCCAGGCGCCUCGUCGUCGUUGCAUACUUCCGGCGCUUCGACCGCCAUCUCGAGCGCAUCGGUGUCUCCGCAGCCAGAGGAAGAGGAAGAAAGAGGCAAAACAGCUGAUGCGCUCGAUCUGAGCGAAAGCGAGGGCGAGGAGCUCAUGGACGACCUCGUGGAUGAUUUCGUCUUCCAUGACGAUGACGAUGCCAGUCCCGAGAACCGCCUCUACCUCUUCCAGUUCCCACAGCUCUUCCCCAAGUUCAAGACACCGAAGAAGUCGGAUAUUGCUGCAGCGGAUGCGGCUGCGGCACCGGAGGCCAGCGAAGGCCAAGAAUCUUCGUCCUCCAAGAGGCGCAGCGUCUCGUUUGCUGAAGGAACCACGGGUGGCGCGGGCAAAGCACGCCCGACGUCGGUCAAGGAUGAAGUGGCUCCCAGCUCCGAGAUUGACGAUGAUUCGGAUGCGGCGGAUUCGGAGGAAGACGACAAGAAGCGCGACACGAAGCGUGGCGGCCGAUCGAGCAGCAAGGAGGGUCUGGUGGGCAAGCUCAAUGUCUACCGCGAUGGACGUGUGUUUUUGCACUUUGGCGAGCUGGUGAUGGAGGUGACUGGUGGCUCGCAAAGCACCUUCCUCCAACAGGUGAUGCUGCUUGAUCCGAGCAAUCGAACCGCCACGGCGCUCGGCGAACUCCACCGCAAGUUCAUCGUGAGCCCAGAACUCGACUGCAUGCUCAACGACAUCAACCUCUACGACCAGGAACAGCUUGUCGAGCAGCAGCGAAUCAAGAAAGAACAGGAGGACAAGGAGGAAGCCGACAGACUCAAGUACGGCGCCUCCGCUGCUAGCUUCAAUGCCAUCGGCAGGUAG